AUGUGGCCGGAAGGCGGAAUUAAGACUGACCCGUGCCCUUGCUGCAAGGUCUGCACGAACUGUCCAGGUUUCCAGAAGGUUCUGACUGCCCCGGAUGCUGGGUAUGUCCUGUACCGUCACACCACGCGAGUUGAGGAGAUCAACAAAAAAACCGGCGCUAUCGAAACUGUCACAGAUACAAUGGAUGAUGUAUUCAUUGUAGAAAGUACUAAAGUAACCCCAUUGGGCAAGAUUGAUUUUGAUCCGGAAAUUGAUCGAAAUCAGAUAAAAUGUCCACGAUGCGUCCAAAUACUAAAACGUGCGCAAACGCUAUUAAAGAAUCAGGAUUUUGGCAGAAGCGACGUAAUAGGGAUCUGCGAGCAUUGUCGCCAGAAAACUCAGACCGGACGAACGUGUCUGAAGUGUGAAAAAGCAGUCAAGAAGUUUCAGACAAGUAUGCAAGCUCAAAAACAAGGUUACACACAAAGAGUGAAGACUUGGCUGUCGAAAAUCCAACGUCUAAUCAAAACGAGUACCGCUGAUGAUAAAGGCGAGGUUCAAGUUGGUAAAUUGAAACGCAGACAUUCAGAUGUUGACAUUAAUAACUUACUCAUGAAAAUAUCUAAAACUGAUCGCGAACCUAAUAUAAAAGAUCUGUUAACAGAUGGUGCACGUGAAAUUUAUUCCGCCAAGAAAGGAGCUCUUAGUGAGCGAGCAUACCGUGCUGGAGCACUGAAGGAUAUAGAUAUAAAAUUCUAUGAAACGAGCGAUGAAAAUAAAUUUUCACAUGAAGAUAAAUAUUUUGUUCCGAGUUAUGAUAGACGUCACGCUAUUGAUACCCUAAUGCCUUCCAAUGUGACACUUGACGAGUUCGAAAUUGAAAAAGAUUUUAUUCGAAAGUAUGGAAAAAGCUAUAAAGGUUCUGAAAGUAAGGAUAAGUUUACAUCAGUGGGCAAAUUCAGGGUUGAGGAUGAAGUUCUUAAGGGACGUUACGGGUAUGAAAGAAGACAUUCGGCGUUUAGAAGUUAUCGUGAAGAAUAUGACAAACAAAUUCCACUCACAACGAAAAUUAGUAAGGGUUAUGUAUCAGAUAAGGUUUCAUCUGCCCGUGAACGGUAUGAAGACAUUAAAAUGAAAGAUUAUUCUGACGAUUUUCAACAUGAUGAUGAUAACAGGAAACAUGAUUACACACCAAGAGAUAGAAGGCAUUACGAAGAUGAUCAUAAAUAUUUAAUAAGAGAUAAAGAUGUAAGCGAUGAUAAAAGGCAGAUAAAAGAAUAUAUUAAAGAAGAAGAUAGAACUACGGAUCAUCCAACUUCAAUUAAAGAAUCACAAAAGAAAUUAGAAGGCAGGAUAUCACCGGACACUAAGAUAAUUUACGAGUCACCAACGCGCAUGAGAAGAUAUCAUUCAGAGGAAUCACUUCUGACUGGUAUGACAAAGAUGAGAGAGGAUUUGCGAAAGCAGAAAAUUUUCGAUUAUUACUUUCCGGUAACGAAAGAUGAGGUUAAAAAGAUAACAGUGGCAAAAGACGUAAGCUCCUCUGAACUGAUAAAAGAUACAUUGGAUAAAUUGAAAACGAAAAUAGAAGGAGAGAAAAAGAAGCAAGAGGCGGCUGACAGAUUAAAAGAAGAACGUAGAAAACAGCUUGAGAAGGGAAAAAUGGAAAGGAAAGGAAGUUUGGCAGAAGAUUUUGAAGAAAAAUCUAAAGAUAAAAAGAAAGGAAAAUCUGUGACAAAAGAAGACCAAGUUUCAGAUAAAGUCGUUAAAGAAAAACCAACGAAAGAGAAAAUAAGUAAGGAUAAAAUACCAAAAGAAGCCAAAAAGAAAGAAACUCCAAUCGAUUCGGCUAAAGAAGAAAAAGUAAAAAAGGGAAAAGAAGAAAUAGUUGAAAAGAGAAUCAAAGAAGGAGCGUCUAAAGAAAAAAAUAAAUUAGAAAAAUCUGAAAAAAUUGUUAAAGAAGACAAAUUAAAGCAAGAGAAACCUAAACAAGAAAAACCUAAACAAGAAAAACCCAAACAAGAAAAACCCAAACAAGAAAAAUCUAAGGACGAGAAGCCUUCGGGCGAAAAAUCUAAGGACGAGAAGCCUUCGGGCGAAAAAUCUAAGGAAAAAAAGCCUGUGGACGAAAAAUCUAAGGAUGAAAAGUCAAAAGAAGGAAAAUUGAAGGAAGCCGCCGGACCCAAGGACGAUAUGUCAAAAGAAAAAGAAUUAAAGAUGAAAGAGGAUCAAAUGAAGCUGAAACUUGAUCAAGAUGCAGAAGAACGUAAGAAACUCAGGUUGAAUGAAGAGGCGGCGGAUAGAGAACGGCAAAAGAAGGAACUGCAACUGCAGAGAGAAGAAGCCAGAAAGCAGAAAUUGGAAGACGCACAAAAAGCUAAAGAGGAAGCCGAGAAGAAGAAGAAAGAGCAGAUUUUCGAGAAACCGCCACAAACUUUUGCUCUGACUACAAUCAAAAUGAAGAAACCGUCUAUUUUUCAACUUGAUAAAGAGAAAGAUAAGCUUAAAGAGAGAAAAAUACCAACACCCGGUGAAAUUAAAAUCCAUAAGAAACAUUGUAUACAUAAACAUGGUAGCUGCGACAUUUGUGUUGAUUCAGAUUUAGACAUUGAUGUGCAGAACGUGUGGUGGGAAAAAGAGAAGGAAGAAUUGAUAAAAGAUAGAAUCAAAGAAGCUGUUGUUGGUGAAAAUAUUUAUAGAUAUAAAACACAAAUUGGUGUGGAAGAAGAGAAAGGGGUUCAACCGACAGUUUUCUAUAAAGAUUAUGGUGACAAUUAUGGUCAGGACAGUGGCGAGUCAAGGAUUGAGAAGAACGCAGGAACCAAAAGUAGAAUGAUGAGGUUUGGUAAAUCGGAACACGAAUACAAUACUAAGGGGGUAGUUCGUUACGCCUUGUCAGAUCGCUCGUUCAUAGAGAAAGGUUGGACGAAACUGCCCACGGAAAAAGUUGUGAGGAAGAUGAACGUGUACCGCAUGAGACCAGCUCAUCCGGAAUUCAACUGGUUCGAGCACCACAAGAACCGUGGCUUCAUGGAGUACGACACAGGGGAGAGGCUCGCAGAGUUUGAUGAGAACGGGCGAGGCCGCUGGUAUUACAGGAGCGGGCUGCUGGCCCUGGACUAUUACGAUGCUGAAGAAGUGAACGCCCAGCAACGCUUCGUGGUCUACAGCAGCGGUGAGCCGGACCAGCGUGGCAGGUCUCGCCCCAGGACAGUCCUGGCUGCCUUUGACUACCUGGGUAAUGGCAUCGUCUUUGACCACGCGGGAAAGAUCAGACUAAAAUACAAUCAGACCGAAGGCGUUGUUUUGGACCGGACCCUGGGACCAAUAUCUCAUUGGAAAUGGCACACGCUGAACGACCCGCCCGUCCUACAGCAAGUCAUGAUCGACACUCAACUGGCCCACAAAGAUCCAGAGAUUCUCAAACUUGGCGGGCAAAUGGACAACAAGCAGAGGCCGGACGACGAGCAAAUGCUGGCUAUAGAAUUCGACAACUUCAUCAAAGAGAAGAGCGCCAAAUUGACGCAGUCGUUCAAACCGUUUCAGAUAAAAAUGAAGGCGUUGAAGAUCAAUGAGUAUUUCUCGCUGCGCGUGUUGGAUCAGGCGACUGUCUAUCUCAUAUUCAGAGAUGGCAUUACGAACAUCAAAAUGAAUAUAGGAAUGAUAUUAGAUCAUAAAGAAAUCGUAGACACAGAUACCGCGGAAGUGGGGGAGGUGUCUAAUAAUUUGGAGCGGUUGCCGGCAAAAACUGACAGUUUAGCGGGGCUGCAGAAGAGUGUGGAUGAUGCUCGCAGACUGGAGAGGUGUAGGACGGAAAGAGAUAGAAGAAUAAGGAGACCACAGGCCGCGGUUAGUGUGGACCGAUUUCAAGAGGCAGUUUCGAAGCCGCUGAUGUUACCGUUAAGGACAAUGGAGUCGCCGAGCGGCGUGAGCAGAUUUUGCAAAUGCAGAAAGAGUUGUAACGUCUAUUAUGAUACCAGUAUUAUAUGAUUUUGAUUUGUGCA
This is a messenger RNA of Amyelois transitella, 3983 nucleotides long. RefSeq lists its product as uncharacterized. Lineage: Eukaryota; Metazoa; Arthropoda; Insecta; Lepidoptera; Pyralidae. The transcript is spliced from 9 exons. The coding region runs from base 1 to 3969 and encodes 1322 amino acids. The record is from RefSeq and is a predicted model, not a curated record.